Messenger RNA from Mesitornis unicolor (brown roatelo), 3570 nucleotides. It is a transcript of the gene CDC27, whose product is annotated as cell division cycle 27. Lineage: Eukaryota; Metazoa; Chordata; Aves; Mesitornithiformes; Mesitornithidae. The record is from RefSeq and is a predicted model, not a curated record. The transcript is spliced from 16 exons. Gene Ontology annotation, molecular function: protein binding. Gene Ontology annotation, biological process: cell division. The annotation marks the transcript as partial.
GCUUGCAGAAGGAGAGCAGAUCUUAUCUGGUGGAGUGUUGAAUAAACAGAAGAGCCACGAUGACAUUGUUAUGGAGUUUGGUGACUCUGCAUGCUUUACACUCUCCUUACUGGGACAUGUCUACUGCAAGACAGACCGGCUUGCCAAAGGAUCAGAAUGUUACCAAAAGAGCCUUAGUUUAAAUCCUUUCCUCUGGUCUCCUUUUGAAUCGCUGUGUGAAAUAGGUGAAAAACCAGACCCUGACCAAACGUUUAAAUUAACAUCUUUACAGAACUUCAGCAGCUGUCUGCCUAACACUUGCGCCACAUUGGUAUCUAAUCACAACAUAUCCCAUAGACAGCCAGAGACUGUCCUCAUGGAAACGCCUCAAGACACAAUUGAGUUGAACAGAAUCAACCUAGAAUCCUCCAACUCAAAAUAUUCAUCCUUGAACACUGAUUCGUCUAUGUCUUACAUUGACUCGGCUGUGAUUUCACCAGACGCUGUCCCUCUCGGGUCAGGAACUGCCAUAUUGUCUAAACAGGCUCAAAAUAAACCAAAAACUGGGCGGAGUUUACUGGGAGGACCCGCGGCUUUGAGCCCGCUGACUCCAAGCUUUGGAAUUUUGCCACUAGAAACCCCAAGCCCUGGAGAUGGAUCAUAUUUACAAAACUACACAAACUCCUCUUCUGUAAUUGAUGUGCCAUCCACAGGAGCACCUGCCAAGAAGACUGUCAGCAGGAUGAGCCAAGCUGGAACAAAAUCUGUCUUCUCGCAGAGCGGAAAUAGCCGGGAAGUCACUCCAAUUCUUGUUGCACAAACACAGAGCUCUGGUCCACAGACAAGUACAACACCUCAGGUAUUGAGCCCAACAAUUGCUGCUCCACCAAACGCGCUGCCUCGAAGAAGCUCUCGCCUGUUUACCAGUGAUAGCUCUACAACAAAGGAAAAUAGCAAAAAAUUAAAAAUGAAGUUUCCACCUAAGAUUCCGAACAGGAAAACAAAAAGUAAAACAAAUAAGGGAGGAAUAACUCAACCAAACUUAAACGACAGUUUGGAAAUUACCAAACUGGACUCUUCCAUCAUUUCAGAAGGGAAAAUUUCUACUGUUGCACCACAGAUCCAGGCUUUCACGCUACAGAAGGCAGCAGCAGGUUUGAUGAGCCUUCUCCGUGACAUGGGGAAAGGUUAUUUAGCCUUGUGUUCGUACAACUGUAAAGAAGCGAUAAAUAUUUUAAGCCAUUUACCAUCUCACCACUACAACACUGGCUGGGUGCUGUGCCAAAUUGGGAGAGCUUACUUUGAGCUUGCAGAAUACAUGCAGGCUGAGAGAAUAUUUUCAGAAGUAAGGAGGAUUGAAAACUACAGAGUAGAAGGCAUGGAGAUCUACUCGACUACACUGUGGCAUCUGCAGAAAGAUGUUGCUCUUUCAGUUCUUUCAAAGGAUUUGACAGACAUGGAUAAAAACUCACCGGAGGCUUGGUGCGCUGCAGGAAACUGCUUCAGCUUGCAACGGGAGCAUGACAUUGCAAUCAAGUUCUUCCAGAGAGCCAUCCAAGUUGAUCCAAACUAUGCUUAUGCCUACACCCUGUUGGGGCAUGAAUUUGUGUUAACAGAAGAACUAGACAAAGCUUUAGCUUGUUUUAGAAACGCGAUCAGAGUCAACCCUAGACACUAUAACGCAUGGUAUGGGUUGGGAAUGAUUUACUACAAACAGGAAAAAUUCGGUCUAGCAGAAAUGCAUUUCCAGAAAGCACUUGAUAUCAAUCCUCAGAGCUCAGUCUUACUGUGUCACAUUGGAGUAGUCCAGCAUGCACUGAAAAAAUCGGAAAAGGCUUUGGAUACUUUAAACAAAGCUAUUAACAUUGACCCCAAGAACCCGCUAUGCAAAUUCCAUAGAGCUUCUGUAUUGUUUGCAAAUGAAAAAUACAAGUCUGCUUUACAAGAACUUGAAGAACUGAAACAGAUUGUUCCCAAAGAGUCUCUUGUUUACUUUUUAAUAGGAAAGGUUUAUAAAAAACUUGGUCAGACACAUUUGGCUCUAAUGAAUUUCUCAUGGGCAAUGGACUUAGAUCCCAAAGGAGCCAAUAACCAGAUUAAAGAGGCCAUUGAUAAACGCUACCUUCCAGAUGAUGAGGAACCAAUAACUCAAGAGGAGCAAAUCAGUGAAUGUUACCCCUAUGAAUCAGUCGGCACAGACGAAUCCCAGGAGAGCAGCAUGACGGAUGCAGACGACACACAGCUCCACGCAGUUGAAAGCGAUGAAUUUUAACCUCCAAAAGCCAGUGUCUGAGCUCGAGUGUGUGACUGGUACUGUUGUGUUCCCCCCCUUCCUUCGCAUCCUGGGUCUUCACAUCACUGAGCCAGCAUUGUCAUUAUUCUCCACUGACACCACGAGUGCACCGCUCAGAUUUAAACUGUACGCAGAGUUAAUGGCAGUGCAAUAUUCAGCUGCUACCGAGUCUGACUUGUUGGCUCUUACACGUUUAUGAGAGUGACUGAGGAGGACAAAUGCUGGUUUUGGACUCCCCUUUGCUGGAAAAAAUAUCAUGGAAGAAAGACUUGUGGUUUUCUGUAACGAAGCCGGUAGAUGUGGGGAUAGUACUAAUGAAGCAGUGUCUUGUUCCUUUUCCAGAAAUGUGUCUUAGUUUGGUUCUUUCUUGGUAAGCAGAGUGCUGAACCUCAUUUCCUUCGAGGACAGUGUUGGCAAACGCAGGCCCUUCGAGACUUUGGCAUAUUGUAGUGUAACUUAAACACCAGGGAAUGUCCGUGACCUUCAAGCUGCAGUGUCUCCAGUGAACAAACACCAAAACGCAGAUGCUCAGGACUGGGAGGGUGGCAGACCGCGUAAAAUAGCCCGUGUCCCUACUUAGAGCGCGAGCUUGCAGGAGUGGAAACUUAGCGGGAGAAUCCCAUUGCAGAAUCCAAGCUUUCGUGAAACGCUGUCAUGUUCUAACCACAAAUUAAUUUAUUCAGCUGGUUUCGGAAAGGUCGGUGUUUACUUUGUACUUCAGAGAAACCAGUCGGCGCCACCUCGCUCCGUGUUUCGUCUGCCCCUUGAUUUGUUCUCCCCCUUUUUAAGAAUAAAAAUUAAUAAGGGGCAAAAUCAAGAGAGAAACGCAGAUACAACUGUCGUGUGGAAAUACCCAACCCCUAAUGCAGAGCGACUGAGCAGAUAGACUGGGAAGACCGUGGAAGCCUUAAUCCAAGCUGAACCUUACAGUCAAGCGCAUCAAAUAAUGGUCUGAGUUUACUCUUCUUUUAACAACUGUUUUGUAAAGCGUGGUCCAAGCAGGAUGCAAAAAUGUGCAAUUAUCUGUCUCUCUUUUAUCUCCUGUUCUUCUCUUUUUUUUUUUAAGCUGUUCUUCACGAUUCUCACUCUAGGAACACUUUUCUCUUCUACAGAGGCUGCUUCUGUGACAAGAAAGCUGCGCCACGUUAACGAGUCCAACCCCAUCUUUCUCUGUAGCGUUCUGCAGCAGCAAUUGGUGCCCUUUAUGCAGUGAUGAUAAAGAAAGUGUAUGAUAUAAGCAGUUUUAAAGAGCGAUUUAUGCAUAAUAAAUUGGGAAUGAUAUAAAUUUCAUAGCAACA